CGUUGCAUCGGAGGCACCCGCCGUUGCAACGGAUGCUGGGCGCGGUGCAACGGACGCUGGGCGCGUUGCAACGCAUGCUGGGCGCGGUGCAUCGUUGGCUGGGAGCGUUGCAUCGGAGGCACCCGCCGUUGCAACGGAUGCUGGGCGCGGUGCAACGGACGCUGGGCGCGUUGCAACGCAUGCUGGGCGCGGUGCAUCGUUGGCUGGGAGCGUUGCAUCGGAGGCACCCGCCGUUGCAACGGAUGCUGGGCGCGGUGCAACGGACGCUGGGCGCGUUGCAACGCAUGCUGGGCGCGGUGCAUCGUUGGCUGGGAGCGUUGCAUCGGAGGCACCCGCCGUUGCAACGGAUGCUGGGCGCGGUGCAACGGACGCUGGGCGCGUUGCAACGCAUGCUGGGCGCGGUGCAUCGUUGGCUGGGAGCGUUGCAUCGGAGGCACCCGCCGUUGCAACGGAUGCUGGGCGCGGUGCAACGGACGCUGGGCGCGUUGCAACGCAUGCUGGGCGCGGUGCAUCGUUGGCUGGGAGCGUUGCAUCGGAGGCACCCGCCGUUGCAACGGAUGCUGGGCGCGGUGCAACGGACGCUGGGCGCGUUGCAACGCAUGCUGGGCGCGGUGCAUCGUUGGCUGGGAGCGUUGCAUCGGAGGCACCCGCCGUUGCAACGGAUGCUGGGCGCGGUGCAACGGACGCUGGGCGCGUUGCAACGCAUGCUGGGCGCGGUGCAUCGUUGGCUGGGAGCGUUGCAUCGGAGGCACCCGCCGUUGCAACGGAUGCUGGGCGCGGUGCAACGGACGCUGGGCGCGUUGCAACGCAUGCUGGGCGCGGUGCAUCGUUGGCUGGGAGCGUUGCAUCGGAGGCACCCGCCGUUGCAACGGAUGCUGGGCGCGGUGCAACGGACGCUGGGCGCGUUGCAACGCAUGCUGGGCGCGGUGCAUCGUUGGCUGGGAGCGUUGCAUCGGAGGCACCCGCCGUUGCAACGGAUGCUGGGCGCGGUGCAACGGACGCUGGGCGCGUUGCAACGCAUGCUGGGCGCGGUGCAUCGUUGGCUGGGAGCGUUGCAUCGGAGGCACCCGCCGUUGCAACGGAUGCUGGGCGCGGUGCAACGGACGCUGGGCGCGUUGCAACGCAUGCUGGGCGCGGUGCAUCGUUGGCUGGGAGCGUUGCAUCGGAGGCACCCGCCGUUGCAACGGAUGCUGGGCGCGGUGCAACGGACGCUGGGCGCGUUGCAACGCAUGCUGGGCGCGGUGCAUCGUUGGCUGGGAGCGUUGCAUCGGAGGCACCCGCCGUUGCAACGGAUGCUGGGCGCGGUGCAACGGACGCUGGGCGCGUUGCAACGCAUGCUGGGCGCGGUGCAUCGUUGGCUGGGAGCGUUGCAUCGGAGGCACCCGCCGUUGCAACGGAUGCUGGGCGCGGUGCAACGGACGCUGGGCGCGUUGCAACGCAUGCUGGGCGCGGUGCAUCGUUGGCUGGGAGCGUUGCAUCGGAGGCACCCGCCGUUGCAACGGAUGCUGGGCGCGGUGCAACGGACGCUGGGCGCGUUGCAACGCAUGCUGGGCGCGGUGCAUCGUUGGCUGGGAGCGUUGCAUCGGAGGCACCCGCCGUUGCAACGGAUGCUGGGCGCGGUGCAACGGACGCUGGGCGCGUUGCAACGCAUGCUGGGCGCGGUGCAUCGUUGGCUGGGAGCGUUGCAUCGGAGGCACCCGCCGUUGCAACGGAUGCUGGGCGCGGUGCAACGGACGCUGGGCGCGUUGCAACGCAUGCUGGGCGCGGUGCAUCGUUGGCUGGGAGCGUUGCAUCGGAGGCACCCGCCGUUGCAACGGAUGCUGGGCGCGGUGCAACGGACGCUGGGCGCGUUGCAACGCAUGCUGGGCGCGGUGCAUCGUUGGCUGGGAGCGUUGCAUCGGAGGCACCCGCCGUUGCAACGGAUGCUGGGCGCGGUGCAACGGACGCUGGGCGCGUUGCAACGCAUGCUGGGCGCGGUGCAUCGUUGGCUGGGAGCGUUGCAUCGGAGGCACCCGCCGUUGCAACGGAUGCUGGGCGCGGUGCAACGGACGCUGGGCGCGUUGCAACGCAUGCUGGGCGCGGUGCAUCGUUGGCUGGGAGCGUUGCAUCGGAGGCACCCGCCGUUGCAACGGAUGCUGGGCGCGGUGCAACGGACGCUGGGCGCGUUGCAACGCAUGCUGGGCGCGGUGCAUCGUUGGCUGGGAGCGUUGCAUCGGAGGCACCCGCCGUUGCAACGGAUGCUGGGCGCGGUGCAACGGACGCUGGGCGCGUUGCAACGCAUGCUGGGCGCGGUGCAUCGUUGGCUGGGAGCGUUGCAUCGGAGGCACCCGCCGUUGCAACGGAUGCUGGGCGCGGUGCAACGGACGCUGGGCGCGUUGCAACGCAUGCUGGGCGCGGUGCAUCGUUGGCUGGGAGCGUUGCAUCGGAGGCACCCGCCGUUGCAACGGAUGCUGGGCGCGGUGCAACGGACGCUGGGCGCGUUGCAACGCAUGCUGGGCGCGGUGCAUCGUUGGCUGGGAGCGUUGCAUCGGAGGCACCCGCCGUUGCAACGGAUGCUGGGCGCGGUGCAACGGACGCUGGGCGCGUUGCAACGCAUGCUGGGCGCGGUGCAUCGUUGGCUGGGAGCGUUGCAUCGGAGGCACCCGCCGUUGCAACGGAUGCUGGGCGCGGUGCAACGGACGCUGGGCGCGUUGCAACGCAUGCUGGGCGCGGUGCAUCGUUGGCUGGGAGCGUUGCAUCGGAGGCACCCGCCGUUGCAACGGAUGCUGGGCGCGGUGCAACGGACGCUGGGCGCGUUGCAACGCAUGCUGGGCGCGGUGCAUCGUUGGCUGGGAGCGUUGCAUCGGAGGCACCCGCCGUUGCAACGGAUGCUGGGCGCGGUGCAACGGACGCUGGGCGCGUUGCAACGCAUGCUGGGCGCGGUGCAUCGUUGGCUGGGAGCGUUGCAUCGGAGGCACCCGCCGUUGCAACGGAUGCUGGGCGCGGUGCAACGGACGCUGGGCGCGUUGCAACGCAUGCUGGGCGCGGUGCAUCGUUGGCUGGGAGCGUUGCAUCGGAGGCACCCGCCGUUGCAACGGAUGCUGGGCGCGGUGCAACGGACGCUGGGCGCGUUGCAACGCAUGCUGGGCGCGGUGCAUCGUUGGCUGGGAGCGUUGCAUCGGAGGCACCCGCCGUUGCAACGGAUGCUGGGCGCGGUGCAACGGACGCUGGGCGCGUUGCAACGCAUGCUGGGCGCGGUGCAUCGUUGGCUGGGAGCGUUGCAUCGGAGGCACCCGCCGUUGCAACGGAUGCUGGGCGCGGUGCAACGGACGCUGGGCGCGUUGCAACGCAUGCUGGGCGCGGUGCAUCGUUGGCUGGGAGCGUUGCAUCGGAGGCACCCGCCGUUGCAACGGAUGCUGGGCGCGGUGCAACGGACGCUGGGCGCGUUGCAACGCAUGCUGGGCGCGGUGCAUCGUUGGCUGGGAGCGUUGCAUCGGAGGCACCCGCCGUUGCAACGGAUGCUGGGCGCGGUGCAACGGACGCUGGGCGCGUUGCAACGCAUGCUGGGCGCGGUGCAUCGUUGGCUGGGAGCGUUGCAUCGGAGGCACCCGCCGUUGCAACGGAUGCUGGGCGCGGUGCAACGGACGCUGGGCGCGUUGCAACGCAUGCUGGGCGCGGUGCAUCGUUGGCUGGGAGCGUUGCAUCGGAGGCACCCGCCGUUGCAACGGAUGCUGGGCGCGGUGCAACGGACGCUGGGCGCGUUGCAACGCAUGCUGGGCGCGGUGCAUCGUUGGCUGGGAGCGUUGCAUCGGAGGCACCCGCCGUUGCAACGGAUGCUGGGCGCGGUGCAACGGACGCUGGGCGCGUUGCAACGCAUGCUGGGCGCGGUGCAUCGUUGGCUGGGAGCGUUGCAUCGGAGGCACCCGCCGUUGCAACGGAUGCUGGGCGCGGUGCAACGGACGCUGGGCGCGUUGCAACGAUUGCUGGGCGCGGUGCAUCGUUGGCUGGGAGCGUUGCAUCGGAGGCACCCGCCGUUGCAACGGAGGCAGGUCGCAUUGCAACGUUGGCUGGGGGCCGUUGCAACGGAUGCUGGGCGCGGUGCAACGGAUGCUGGGAGCGUUGCAACGGAGGCUGGGUUUGA
Arachis duranensis is the source of this 4120-nucleotide messenger RNA. Its product is annotated as cell wall protein AWA1-like. The transcript has a single exon. The annotation marks the transcript as partial. The record is from RefSeq and is a predicted model, not a curated record. NCBI's taxonomy places the organism in Eukaryota, Viridiplantae, Streptophyta, Magnoliopsida, Fabales, Fabaceae.